AUGGCUUCCACUACGAGCGCCGAGACGAAGCAGAAGCGCGUGCGCCUGCGCGAGCUCCUCCCCGAGAUCCAGAUCGGCAAGUGGGAGCGCACCGGGCCCAAGAACGGCAUCACCGACGUGCCCGGGGUGCUGGUGCACACCGAGUCGAUCCACGACGAGGCCAACGGCAUCCACACGGGCGUCACGACGAUCCUGCCGCGGACCGACUGGAUGGAAAAGGCGUGCUACGCCGGCAUGUUCAACUACAACGGCUCGGGCGAGCUCACCGGCAGCCACUGGAUCGCCGACACGGGGCUGCUGGGCAGCCCCAUUGUCAUCAGCAACAGCUUCGCCGUCGGCGCCUGCCACACGGGCAUCUACCAGUACGCGGCGCAGCACUACCGCGACAAGAACGGCGACGUCGACUGGUUCCUCAUGCCCGUCGUCGGCGAGACGUACGACGGCAUGCUCAACGACCUGUCGCGCUUCGCCGUCACCCCCGAGCACGUCGUGCGCGGCAUCGAGCGCGCGAGCGCCGACCCGGUGCCCGAGGGCAACACCGGCGGCGGCACCGCCAUGACCUGCCACGGCUUCAAGGCCGGCACCGGCACCUCGAGCCGCCUCGUCGCCGGCUUCGACAAGGACGCCCAGCCCGUCGACUACACCGUCGCCGCGCUCGUGCAGGCCAACUACGGCCGCCUCUACUCGCUCACCAUUGCCGGCGCGCCCGUCGGCCGCAUCCUGUGGGCCGACAAGGAGCGCGACGCCGCCGCCAAGCACGCCCGCGACGCGUACGAGGCCGCCAAGGGCAAAAAGGACGGGAGCAUCAUCGUCGUGCUCGCCACCGACGCCCCGCUCAACCCGGUGCAGCUGCAGCGCCUCGCGCGCCGGGCGACCCGCGGCAUCUCGCGCGUCGGCGGCUACGGCAACACCAACAGCGGCGACGUCUUCAUCGCCUUUAGCACCGGCACCGUCGCGCCCGGCCAGUACACCACGGAAGAGAUGGAGCUCAACCCCAACAAGGCCGAGGUGCUGCACCACACCGCCGUCGACGAGCGCAAAAUGGACAGCUUGCUCGAGAGCGCGGGCGAGGCCACCGAGGAGGCCAUCCUGAACGCGCUCUGCAUGGCCGAGACCUUGACCGGGUUCCGCGGCCGUACCGUCGAGGCGCUGCCGCUGGAGAGGGUCCGCGCGAUUGUGCAGAGCCAUAUUGACCUGGAGAAGACGCUCUCGGCAAAGCAGAGCUAG
Messenger RNA from Cordyceps militaris CM01, 1227 nucleotides. Its product is annotated as peptidase family T4 protein. The transcript has a single exon. Gene Ontology annotation, molecular function: aminopeptidase activity. NCBI's taxonomy places the organism in Eukaryota, Fungi, Ascomycota, Sordariomycetes, Hypocreales, Cordycipitaceae. The record is from RefSeq and is a predicted model, not a curated record. The coding region runs from base 1 to 1227 and encodes 408 amino acids.